AUGGUUCUGGCCACGGAUAAUUCUCUAAGACUAAACGAUUUCAUUCGUUUUCCGUUGCAGUGUUAUAGUGUCGUGGGUAUAAAGAUAUUUCAGUGGGAUGCAAAUGAUGUCAUGACCACCAAGGAGAAGUGUAUCUUUAUCUUUCUGGUAAUCAAUUUUAUAGUCUGUUGGUUUACGAAGGUUUUGUUCAUUGUGUUUGGUGAGUUUGUCGAUAUGGUGCACGCAACCCAGUGGAUGCUCUACUUAGUGUUUGCCAUGAACGGUUGUUUUAAAACCAUAUCUGUGGCAAUUGGUCGCCAGAAGCUUUACACAGUUCUCAAGGACAUUGAGCGGAUUUUUCCCCAGACUCUAAAGGAACGCCAGGAGUUCCGUUUGUCCCACCACUACGCCUAUAUUAUGCGGCACUCAAAAUUCAUGAGCAUUCAACACUGUAGCAUUGCCCUGAUGUUUAUUGUCUUUCCGCUGGUGCAGUCAUCAAUCGAAUAUUUGAUCAGCGAUGCGGAGAAUACGGAAUUUGUGGCACGUACACCCUACAUUAUGGUAUAUCCAUUCGAUGCAACUGGCGGAAUUGGUUAUGCUGUUGCCUAUUUAUCACAAUUAAUGGGUGGUUUUACGAUUUCGUGUUUUUUCAUCGGCUCCGAUAUGCUGUUAAUGUGUACGAUUUAUUUGGUAAUUAUGCAGUAUGACUAUCUCUGUUAUCGUAUUGACAAUUUCAAAGCGAAGGAUUUUGACAGUGAUAUGAAGGAGCUAAAAAUCGUAUUGGAAAGGCAUAAUUUGUUGAAUGUUGUUUCGAAAACGGUUAAUGACAUUUUCAGCAUUUCAAUAUUGUUGAAUUAUAUGAUCUCUAUACUGAUUAUCGUCCUGAUUUCGAUACAAAUUACCAAAGGUUCGGACUUGGAUUUGGAUAUGAUAAAAUUUGUUGGAUUUUUUGCAUCGUCUACAACACAAGUCUACUAUAUCUGUAUGUUUGGAAACUUGCUAAUUGAUUAUAGUUCCCGAGUUAGCGAAUCAUUAAUCGGCCAGGAAUGGUAUGCGACUGAUAUUCGUUAUCGACGUAUGCUGGUAUUGGCCAUAGCCCGUUCUCAGAGGCCAUCACAUUUGACUGCUUUCAAGUUUUUUACCAUUUCAAUGGAAAGUUAUGGCAAUUUAAUGACAUCGGCUUAUCAACUAUUUACUUUGUUAAAGACACAAAUGGAGCAGUAA
Messenger RNA from Musca vetustissima, 1203 nucleotides. RefSeq names its product putative odorant receptor 85d. Gene Ontology annotation, cellular component: plasma membrane. Gene Ontology annotation, biological process: sensory perception of smell; detection of chemical stimulus involved in sensory perception of smell. NCBI's taxonomy places the organism in Eukaryota, Metazoa, Arthropoda, Insecta, Diptera, Muscidae. Gene Ontology annotation, molecular function: odorant binding; olfactory receptor activity. The record is from RefSeq and is a predicted model, not a curated record. Bases 1 to 1203 code for a protein of 400 amino acids. The transcript is spliced from 4 exons.